AUGUUCUUUCGCGCCCUCGGACGGGUGUUUCGCGCCGUGCGAGGACCGUUUCAUCGACCGCUCGAACCGCUCUUGUGGCUCGCCUCGGUCGUGAGCGCGCGACGGGUGUGGUCGGGGACGGAGACGCUGGAGCGCGCGGCGGCGCGCGCGCGGAUGGAUGCGCGCUUGGCGAAGAUGCAUCCGGCGAGACGGGCGCUGCCGUUGAUCGCCGUCUUAGCGCAGUGGAAAGCGGAUGGGGCGCGGUGGCAGGUGGUGCCGGCGUACAUCGGUACCGGGCUGUGCAUGACGGUGAGCGCGGCGGGGAGUCGGUUGCCGUUGUGGGUGCGGCGGUGCGCGGCGUUCGGCGGGGGGGCGACGACGGCGGUGAGCGUCGCGAGCGGGAUCUUGAUCCCGGUGUUUCGAAUGCCCAAGCCCACGGGGCCGUAUAAGGUUGGGAAACGAACGCUGGAGUGGACGGAUAAGUCGAGGAAGAGUUGGUUGUUGAAGUCGAAGGGACGGGGGUCGUUUCCGGAACAUAGGAAAUUAAUGGCGAACGUGUGGUACCCGGCGUGCGAGGAUGGGUUGAAGGGGUUGAAGCACGUGAAGCAGGCGAACUGGCUCGAGCCAAAGCUCGCACGUUCGCUCGCGAUCAGCUUCUUUGCCCCGGGAUGGUGCGUGAAUUACUUUAGACUGGUGCGCAUGGAGGCGUACGAGGACGCGCCCGUGGCGAGUGGAAAGUUCCCGGUGAUAAUGUUUUCACACUCCUUCUCGGGGAUGAAGGAGCAGAACAGCGCGCUGUUGCAAGAGCUCGCGAGUUGGGGAUACAUCGUCGUCACCGUGGAUCAUCCGCACGACGCAGCGUUGGUGCUGUACCCCGACGGGUCGACGGCUGAUUUCAGAGGAUACGACAUGCCGAACGACAAGGUUCCGUUCGACUGGUGGAAAUUUAGAAACACGCACCUACGCUGGCGCGCACUGGACGUUCUCCACGCCCUGGACCAGGCGAUCGCGAUGAAUGAUGACGAGGAGAAUGAUUUCUACGGUCGGUUCGAUGUAACACGCGUUGCGGCGAUCGGUCACUCGUUCGGCGGCGCCGCGGUGGGCAUGUUGUCACAGAUGGAUCCUCGAAUUAAGUGCGUGAUCAUGCUCGACCCUUGGAUGUGGCCCUUCGGGUACGAGCGCAUGAUGCAAGGGCUCCCGUGUCCGCUUCUCGCGUUCGAGGCGCCCAGAUUUCUGGGUAACCGUGACAUUUUUUGCGUAUCAAACUCGGAGAUGAUUUCCACGCUGUGCGCGAGAACGGCGCCCGCGGCGUGCUCGAAAGAGGUCGAGCCGAAACGUUUGUUCGACAUUUUGGAGCGCGUCGAUGAGAGUUCAUCGGAGUCCGAGCUCAACAAGGAAGCGCGUGAGGCGAGCGAAUCGACCGAGGACGACAAGCGUCGCGAGGGCCGCGACGCCGAGCGAACGUCCGUGGACGGUCGUCCGCCGUCUCCUGGACGUCCUCCGCGUCAUCCGCGGCGUUCGAACGGAGCCGAUUCGAAUGAUGGUAUGCAGUUCACGAAGGGUAUGGGUCUGGCGGCGAGCAGAAAUAGUAGUUGGGGGUCGUUCAUGUCAGCGGACGAGAUGCGCGAUCCGAGCGGAGUGGCGUUCAAGGCGGUGAUCGAGCAGACGAUGCACUUUGAUUUUACCGAUCUCGCCAUGGUCGCGCCGUUCACCUCGCGUCUUCUCGGUGUCGUCGCGGUUGGUGGGUACGAGAUUCACGAGCUGAGCACCGCGGCGUGCUUGCGCUUUUUGCACGCAUACAAUCAUCCGCACAACGACACGCACAUUUUGAGCGCGGAGGAACUCGACGCGCAGGCGCGUGCAAUCUAUCCGGGGCCAUGGAAGGGAUGCGCGUUUGAUGAGCGUGUUAAAGGCGACGCGCACGAUCCGAAACGUCAAUCGACACCGUUGAAGACGGUGCGCGACGAGAUGAUGCGCAUGCCCUCGACGGGUUGGGAGAAGAAGGGCGGCAUCUGUAGGUGGGUUCCCACGAAUGAGUUCACGCUUGAUCCCGAACGGCCGUGGACGGACGAACAAAAUCGUGAGGUUCGUUGGUUGUGCGCUGAGACGGAAGACAAGGGCGUGCAACUGUCGGAUAGAGACUUGCACUGCAUGUUCCCGACGCGAACGCCGAUGAGCACUCGUGGGGCUAUCAAGGCGUAUCGCGAGUGCGACGACGUUUUCCCGGAACCAGAGAAGUUGGCGUGGCUAUCGCAAGCGCUCCUCGAUGGAGACGCGUCGGAGUCGAUGCCUAAUUACGAUGCGCUUAGGCCGUGA
Ostreococcus tauri is the source of this 2295-nucleotide messenger RNA. RefSeq names its product Platelet-activating factor acetylhydrolase. The record is from RefSeq and is a predicted model, not a curated record. Gene Ontology annotation, molecular function: 1-alkyl-2-acetylglycerophosphocholine esterase activity. The transcript has a single exon. NCBI's taxonomy places the organism in Eukaryota, Viridiplantae, Chlorophyta, Mamiellophyceae, Mamiellales, Bathycoccaceae. The coding region runs from base 1 to 2295 and encodes 764 amino acids.